Gordionus sp. m RMFG-2023 is the source of this 2208-nucleotide messenger RNA. RefSeq names its product kelch-like protein 10. Lineage: Eukaryota; Metazoa; Nematomorpha; Gordioida; Chordodea; Parachordodidae. Gene Ontology annotation, molecular function: protein binding. The transcript has 4 exons. The coding region runs from base 1 to 2151 and encodes 716 amino acids. The record is from RefSeq and is a predicted model, not a curated record.
AUGGAAAUUGCCUCUACAUCUAAAUACUUCUCAGAUUCAAACACGGAAGAGCAAAGUGGGAACGAUUUGCAAAGUGACAAGCAAUUAUAUAACAGGCGUACUAAAAUGACAAGUAAUGACAUUAACAAACAUAAAAAAUUUAAAUUUCAUAAUACGAGGAUGCUUCAGGAACUCAGAGAUAUGUGGAUAAAUAAACAAUUCUGUGAUACCACCAUAAAAGUUGAUAAGAAAACAUAUUUGGCACAUAGAAUAGUAUUAGCUAGUAAAAGUGAAUAUUUUCGAGGACUUUUUAAUACGACAUACAAUCAGAAUCAAGAUAAAGCAAAUAGCAUUUACGUAAUUGACAUAUCUUCGAACAAUCUAGAAAAAUUAUUGAACUUUUGUUACACGGGUAAAUUUGACAUAAACUCACAAAAUGUUCAAGAGACUUAUGUAUUGGCAGACAAAUAUGGGUUUUUAAGUUUGCUUAAAUUUUGUAUAAAUUAUCUAGUCAAUCAUUUGGAUAUAGAAAAUUGCAUCAGCGUUUUACAUUUUGCCAAACAAUACAAUUGCAAAAUUCUUGAAGAUGCUGCUCAAUCAUUUAUUUGGAAAAAUUUUCAAAGUAUCAGUGAAAAAAGUUCGGAGUUUUUAAUUCUAAAUCCCUCGAGUUUAACCAAUCUGCUUAAAUCCGAAGAAUUAAAUGUAAGGAGUGAAGAAAAAGCUUUUGAAGCAGUAGUGAAAUGGGUUGACCAUGAUCCUCUAAAAAGAAAGAAUUAUAUAUUACCUUUAAUUCAAAGCAUUCGAUUAGGAUUGAUAGAUACAAAUUAUUUUGUUGAGAAAGUGAAAUCCUGUAAAUAUAUAAAAGAUACGCCAGCAUGUCGUCCCUUGGUAAGGGACACUAUCAAAUUUUUAUACGAUCUAAGGAGCAUAUCAGAAAACAGAGAGAGCCGAACUUCAACGACUGGCUCUAAGCUACAAAAAUUAGGUAAAUUCGGCAAAAAUAGGACAAAAUCAUCCGAGGAAAAAAAAUUGAGAACUAUAAACAUAACCGAUUCCGAAGAGAAUAUCAACGAAAAAGAUUACGAUAGCCACAAUUUAGGCUCAAUCAUCGGCUUUGCAAAGGAUAAGGUUAAUAUCAAGUCAAAUAGCGAAAUUGAUCUGGCUAAUGCUCUAGCUAAACCCAGAUUGCCUCACGAAAUCAUGUUUGUAAUAGGUGGUUGGAGUGGGGGAAGCCCUACUAAUAUAGUGGAAACAUAUGAUACAAGAGCUGAUAGAUGGGUAAAAUGCACUCAUUUAGAACCAAAAGAACCUAGAGCGUAUCACGGUUUAAUAACCCUGAACAAUAAAAUAUAUAUGAUAGGUGGUUUCAAUGGAGAUGAAUAUUUUAAUACUUGUAAGGUAUUAGACCCUUCUUUGUCAACAAGCAUUAUAACCGAUGUGAACAAGGAUAAAUGGAUAGAAAUAGCACCCAUGAACUCUCCACGGUGUUAUGUGAGUGUAGCAGUUCUUAAUGGUUUUAUAUAUGCCAUGGGUGGAUUUGACGGUCACGCUAGACUCAAUACAACUGAGCGGUACGAUCCAAAAUGCAAUCAAUGGUCUCCAUUAUUACCUAUGAACCAUCAAAGAAGCGAUGCUAGCGCUACAACACUUGACAAUAAGAUUUACAUAGCAGGGGGGUUUAAUGGGCAAGAAUGUAUGUCGUCCGCCGAAUAUUAUGAUCCUACUUGUAAUGUUUGGGUAAUAAUAGCUUAUAUGAAAGUUCGAAGAAGUGGAGUAGGAGUGUUAUCCCUUAAUAAUAAGAUAUACGCCUUAGGAGGAUUUAAUGGUAUUUCGCGUAUGUCUUCAGUUGAAAGAUAUGACCCAAAAACUAGUCAAUGGGAAAUCGUUCCGGAUAUGAACCAUCCAAGAAGCAAUUUUGCUUGCGAAGUAAUCGACGAUAUGAUUUUCGUGGUAGGAGGAUUUAAUGGAGUUUCAACCAUUUUUCAUGUUGAGUGUUAUAACGAUAUUAUGAAUGAAUGGUUUGAGGCCACCGACAUGAAUCUUUACAGAAGCGCCUUGAGUGCUUGCGUUGUGUCAGAUUUACCCAACAGAAAUGAAUUUAUUCACAAAAAUAGGAGUAAUCUUCUGGAAGAGAAACGUCAAAGAAUGCAACAGAUAUCCGUUAGAUUAUAAAACUUAAACUUAAUUGCCCACAUCGCCAUUUUAAAUAAAUAUCUCUAAUAUGUAAAU